CUGGACCCAAACACAGUAAACAAAAACCUCUCUCUGUCUGAGGAGAACAGAAAGGUGACAUGGAGGAGAGAGGAGCAUCUGUAUCGUGAUCACCUAGAGAGAUUUGAGUAUGAGCCACAGGUGUUGUGUAGAGAGGGUCUGUCUGGACGCUGUUACUGGGAGGUAGAGUGGAGUGGAGUAGGGGCUGAUAUAGGAGUGACAUAUAAAGGAAUCAACAGGAGAGGAAGGGGUGAUGAUAGUGGUCUUGGACUCAAUGCCAAGUCCUGGAGUCUGUUCGGUUAUGAUCUCAAUUACUCUGUCUGUCACAAUAAUAAGAGAACGUACCUACCUGUCACCUCCUCAGACUCCCACAGAGUAGGAGUGUAUCUGGACUGGCCAGCCGGCACUCUGUCCUUCUACAGGGUCUCCUCUGACACAUUGACCCACCUGUAUACAUUCAACACCACAUUCACUGAGCCCCUCUAUCCAGGGUUUGGGGUUUAUGAUGACUCCUCAGUGUCUCUGUGU
Esox lucius (northern pike) is the source of this 507-nucleotide messenger RNA. RefSeq names its product stonustoxin subunit beta-like. The record is from RefSeq and is a predicted model, not a curated record. The annotation marks the transcript as partial. The transcript has a single exon. Lineage: Eukaryota; Metazoa; Chordata; Actinopteri; Esociformes; Esocidae. Gene Ontology annotation, molecular function: protein binding.